AUGGCAAAGACUCCAUGGCCCGAGAGCACAAAGUGUGUGGGCCAAUUCCAAUUUAAAAGCUCAUCGGAGCACCACCUCCCCUUUAACAAAGGAGAAAUGUUGACCAACAUCAACGCCAAAAGGGAUCCACAGUGGUACAUAGCUCAAAAUGACGCUGGUCGUAAAGGGGCAGUUCCCACCAACAGCAUUCCGAAAUUUGUGACACAUGAAAGCAAGCUGAAUCUUAUGCCAUGGUUUCACGGCAAAAUAACACGACUUCAGGCCGAGAGCUUGUUGUCUCCACCGGAGAAGGGCCUUUUCUUGGUGAGAGAGAGCACAAACUACCCAGGAGACUACACCCUGUGUUUGAGCACCGACAACAUGGUGGAGCACUACCACAUUAGAUACGGCAACGGCAAGCUCACUAUUGAUGAGGAAAAAUACUUUGACAACCUCAUUCAGCUGGUUGAGCACUACAAAACCAAUGCUGAUGGUCUGUGCACCAGUCUAGUCAAGCCAAAGUUGGAGCAGAAGACUGUAGCUGUCCAAGAUGAGUUUUUGAGGGGGGGCUGGGUGAAGAAUAGGGGAGACCUCCAGUUACAGAAGACCAUCGGACAGGGAGAGUUUGGAGAGGUCAUGUUGGCAUACUACCAAGGAAAUGAAGUUGCUGUGAAGUGUCUUAAAAAUAGUACUACUGCGCAGGCCUUUAUUGCAGAGGCAUCAGUCAUGAUGAAACUAAGACACGAACACUUGGUCCAGCUGCUUGGCGUGAUUGCAGAGGAGGAUGGCACUUUGUAUAUUAUCACUGAAUACAUGAGAAACGGCACCUUGGUGGACUACGUUCGUUCCAGAGGACGGACCGUACUCACGAGUGUUGCACUUACUGAUUUUUCACUACAUGUCUGUGAGGCCAUGGUGUAUUUGGAAUCAAACAACUUUGUCCACCGAGACCUCGCGGCCCGUAACAUUCUGUUAUCGGAAGACCUCGUCGCCAAAGUCAGUGACUUUGGUUUGACCAAAAAGGUGUCUUCUCUUCAGGAUACUAACAAGCUUCCCGUAAAAUGGACAUCACCAGAAGCUCUCAGAGAAAAGAAAUUCUCCACCAAAUCAGAUGUGUGGAGUUAUGGUGUUUUGCUUUGGGAGAUUUUCUCAUUUGGUCGAAUGCCUUACCCAAAGAUUCAAUUAAAGGAUGUGGGGACUCUUUUGGAGCGGGGAUACCGCAUGCCUACCCCGGACGGAUGUCCCACAGAGGUGUAUGAUGUCAUGAAAAGCUGCUGGCAGUUGGACCCGGAUUUUCGACCAACUUUUGAGUCUUUGAAACAGUCAUUACUGCAGAUCAAACACAAGCUCCGACAAAUAGGCACAACCCUCUGA
Messenger RNA from Nerophis lumbriciformis (worm pipefish), 1353 nucleotides. NCBI's taxonomy places the organism in Eukaryota, Metazoa, Chordata, Actinopteri, Syngnathiformes, Syngnathidae. The record is from RefSeq and is a predicted model, not a curated record.